GUCAUGUCAAAUCAACGACGAACGCGAAUGUUCAAGUUCGACACGUGCGUUUGUAAAUUUUAUUAGAUUUAUUUAAAAUGUCUAUUCAAGACAAAGUUUUAAUGCGCAAAAUAAAAAAGCGAGAGAAGCAAAAACUCAAACUAGUGCAGAAAAAGGAGUUGGAAGUACAAGAAGAUGAAAACCUCGACGUCGAGCCAACCAAAGGAGUUAAAAGAGUGCUAGAUAACGAAAACGGGCCGGCUAAGAAAAAGAAAAAGAAUCCGAAGAAGAAAAAACCGUCGAAACUAGACGAAGAUCUCGAUAACGAAGAGGAAGAAGAAGAACCGGAUGUUCCUUCGGAUAUCGAUGAAGUAGAAGAUGCGACAGAUUUAGGAAAUAAAUUACCGGGAUCGAGUACAACAUUGGAAAUCCUCAGUAACAGCUCGUUCGAGUCCCUAAAAGACACAGUAUGCGAAAACACCCUAAAAGCCAUAGCCGAUAUGGGUUUUACGAGCAUGACGGAGAUCCAAGCUCGCUCGAUACCGCCCCUACUCGAAGGCAGAGAUCUCGUGGGAGCCGCCAAAACGGGUUCCGGCAAAACCCUGGCGUUCCUCGUUCCCUCCGUCGAGCUCAUCUACAAACUGAAAUUCAUGCCGAGGAACGGUACGGGAAUCAUCAUCAUAUCACCCACUCGGGAACUGUCCAUGCAAACGUUCGGCGUUCUCAAAGAGCUGAUGAAAUAUCACCAUCAUACGUACGGCCUCGUCAUGGGCGGCACAGCCCGACAAACGGAGGCCCAGAAACUCUCUAAAGGCAUUAAUAUUUUGGUGGCGACGCCCGGCAGGUUGCUCGAUCACCUCCAAAACACCCCGGACUUUUUGUACAAAAAUCUACAGUGCUUGGUCAUCGACGAAGCCGAUCGUAUAUUGGAAGUGGGUUUCGAAGAGGAGAUGAAGCAGAUUAUCAACAUUUUACCGAAACGAAGGCAAACGAUGUUGUUCAGUGCUACUCAGAAUAAGAAAACGGACGCUUUGACUUCGCUCGCUUUGAAAAAAGAGCCCGUUUACGUGGGCGUGGAUGACGCCAAAGACGAGGCCACCGUGUCCGGUUUGGAGCAAGGUUACGUGGUGUGCCCUUCCGAUAAACGACUCUUGGUUCUUUUCACUUUCCUCAAAAAGAACAGGAAGAAGAAGGUGAUGGUGUUCUUCAGUUCGUGCAUGUCCGUUAAAUACCACCACGAGUUGUUCAAUUACAUCGAUUUACCCGUCAUGUGUAUUCACGGUAAACAGAAACAAACCAAGCGAACGACGACUUUCUUUCAAUUUUGCAACGCAGAAACCGGUACGUUGUUGUGUACCGAUGUAGCAGCAAGAGGAUUGGAUAUACCGGCGGUUGAUUGGAUCGUGCAAUUCGAUCCACCGGACGAUCCGAAGGAAUAUAUUCACAGGGUGGGUCGUACGGCUCGAGGCGAGGGGAGUUCGGGACACGCUUUACUCAUUCUGAGACCCGAAGAAUUGGGAUUCUUGAGGUAUCUGAAACAGGCGAAAGUGCCGUUGAACGAGUUCGAGUUCAGUUGGAGCAAGAUAUCCGAUAUACAACCGCAGUUGGAGAAUCUGAUCGGUAAAAAUUACUUUUUGAAUACAUCGGCGAAGGAAGCUUUCAAGGCUUACGUGAGAGCGUACGAUUCGCAUCAUCUGAAGACGAUAUUCGAUGUUAGUACGUUGGAUUUGGCGAAGGUGGCGCUGUCGUUCGGUUUUAAAGUGCCUCCGGCUGUGGAUUUGAAGGUGUCUGCGAAGAAAGCGGAGAGGCCGGAGAAGAACCGGAAGGGCGGAGGAGGGUUCGGUUUCUACAAGAAUAUGAACAGUAUGGGAUCGAGGGAUUAUAAGAAGAAUACUGUGUAUAGGCAACCGAAGCCUAAUUAUAAGGGUAAAGGGGGGGACGGUAAAAGGCAGUUUAGUAGAUGAUUCUGUUGAUUGUUUUUUAUUUUAUAAAUAAACUAUUGAUGAUAGA
Phyllotreta striolata is the source of this 1989-nucleotide messenger RNA. The record is from the annotation of a GenBank genome assembly. NCBI's taxonomy places the organism in Eukaryota, Metazoa, Arthropoda, Insecta, Coleoptera, Chrysomelidae.